CUCUUCAACCCUCCUUACACCAAAAAAAAAAAAAGUAUUUCGCCAUGGGACAGACAUUAUCGGAGCCGAUUACUGAAAAAAAGACAACAGAAGGGAACGAUAAACGAGUGUUAUACGGGUCGUCGAGUAUGCAAGGUUGGCGUACCACUAUGGAAGACGCACAUACAACGAUAAUCUCGUAUGAGAAUACAGGAGCUAGCUUUUUUGCAGUAUUUGACGGACAUGGAGGCGAUGCGGUAGCAAAGUACAGUGCAAAGGAACUUUACAAGAAAAUCAUGGAGUCACCAUCGUUUGAAAGAGGUAGGUAUCGAGAUGCUAUUCGCAGUGGAUAUUAUGGCAUUGAUGAGGCAUUGAAGAAAGACCCUGAUUUUGAAAAGGACACAUCUGGAUGUACAGCCGUGGCAGCAAUGCUGACGAGAAAUAAUGUGUUAUAUGUAAGUAAUGCUGGUGAUUCAAGAGCGGUGAUCAGCACAAGAGAUGGAAAAGCAAUUCCAUUAUCACAAGACCAUAAACCUAAACAUUCCAUAGAGGAGCAACGAAUUAGAAAUGCAGGUGGAUAUGUAGAGAAUGGUCGAGUGAAUGGAAGCUUAGCCUUAUCCAGAGCACUGGGUGAUUUCAAUUUUAAAACCAACACGGCACUCACACCAGAUAAACAAGCCGUGACAGCUGAACCAGAUAUCAUAGAACAUCUAUUGACAGACAAUGAUGAAUUUGUAGUCCUCGCAUGUGAUGGCAUAUGGGACUGUUUCAGCAACCAGCAAGUGGUUGACUUUGUACGUAACAAACUAUGCGAGCAUAAAUCCUUGGGACCCAUCUGCGAAGAUCUCAUGGAUUACUGCUUAGCAGAAAAAGCCAAUAUGGCAGGUAUCGGAUGUGACAAUAUGACGGUUGUGAUUAUAGCCUUUUUACGUCGACGCACAACCCAAGAUUGGUACGAUUGGAUGGCUUCAAAACCUGCACCUCCAUUACCGAUAAAGAAAGCAAUUUUAAUUGCACCCCAAUAA
Messenger RNA from Mucor mucedo, 1004 nucleotides. RefSeq names its product phosphatase 2C-like domain-containing protein. The transcript has 4 exons. The coding region runs from base 45 to 1004 and encodes 319 amino acids. Gene Ontology annotation, molecular function: protein serine/threonine phosphatase activity; cation binding. Lineage: Eukaryota; Fungi; Mucoromycota; Mucoromycetes; Mucorales; Mucoraceae. Gene Ontology annotation, biological process: protein dephosphorylation. The record is from RefSeq and is a predicted model, not a curated record.